Sycon ciliatum is the source of this 3987-nucleotide messenger RNA. RefSeq lists its product as uncharacterized. The record is from RefSeq and is a predicted model, not a curated record. The coding region runs from base 1 to 3987 and encodes 1328 amino acids. NCBI's taxonomy places the organism in Eukaryota, Metazoa, Porifera, Calcarea, Leucosolenida, Sycettidae. Gene Ontology annotation, molecular function: zinc ion binding; aspartic-type endopeptidase activity; nucleic acid binding. The transcript has a single exon. Gene Ontology annotation, biological process: DNA integration; proteolysis.
AUGAAGUGCGACGAGUCCACCGAUGCAUUUGUUGCAGAUCUGAAGCGCCUCGCGGAGUUAUCCGGUCACAAAGUGACAGACGACAAAGAUCCUGUGGUAGUGCAGCAGUUGUUGAAAGGCCUCCCUGCCGACUACAACCGGCAAGUACGGCUCAGUCUCGUGGGAAAGGACAUGUCGAUAAGCGACUGUGUGUCUAUCGUUCGAGCUCUGAGAAUUUCAGAUGCCAGCGGAGGUGACAGUGUGUCAGCUGCCGCCUCGUCGGGUGGUGCAGCGACCAGGAGUGGUCCUACCAGUACCAAGUCACACUCACAGGCUGGAUCUAGCGCGAAGCCCUCGGGCCUCUGUUUCAAGUGUGGCGAGCCUGGGCACAUCCGCAGGAAUUGUCCCAGCAGAAGAGCAGGCGGAGGUGGAAGGAGCCAGCCGAUUACCUGUUUGUUCUGCGACGGUGCUGGCCAUGUAAAGGCUGACUGCCCUGAGAGGAGAGAUUGGCUGGCAAGGAAGGACAGGACUGCAGCUGCCGUGGAAAGUGCUCGCCCACAACCAGCUGUGCAGGAGAACGACCCAUGCCUAGUCUCCCUGGCCUCUCCUGGAAAGCUGCCUCGUAUGUACGUGGAUGUGUCUGCUGGAGCGGCGAAAUCGAGUGUUCGUGCGCGGGCUGUCGUAGACACCGGUUCAACUCGUACGCUCAUCUCGCGGUCCUUCGCCACUCAGCAUGGCAUCAGUCUUUCACCCACGGCUGCUCCACCCAUACUUGCCUUGGAUGGUAGUCCCCUAGAGCUAGUGGGGUCAGCUGCCGUUCGGUUGGCCCGUUCUGACGGUGCGGUCUCUCUGCCCGGCCUGGAAGUGCAAGCGUAUGUGGUCGACAAUCUGAGCGUGGUCAACGCUGAUGUGCUCGUCGGCAAUGAUGUGGUCAUUGGCAGUGGCGGGCUUCGACUGAAGUACUCCGGUGAUGGUGCCUUGAUCGGCGUGGAAUUUGGCUACGACCGAGUCGAUCCAGGGGACAGCAUGGGAGUCUGUGGUGCGUCUUCGAGCGGCGAUCGCCAUCCAUUUCCCAAUGUACGCGUGCAGCGUGAUGGUGAUGAUGUCACCCUGUCCACGGAUGACGGGGAUGUCACCUGGGACAGCAGCGCCCGUCGGUGGGUCCUCUCUUGGCGCUGGAAAUCAGGCAGUCCUCCGACUCAGCCGGUGGGACCUGGCGUGAGUGAGUACUCUCGCUCUAAGCUCACUUCUGACCAGGAGCAGCUGUUUGCAGAGGAGGUGCAGAAAUGGAUCGAUGCGGGUUGGCUCGUUCCUCACGACAAGGAUGUUCACGGAAGCCCUGGUGCUGUGUUACCGCUGAUUGCUCAGUUGCAGGAGCACAAAGCAUCAACGCCGGUUAGACCAUGUCUAGAUUAUCGGCUCCUCAACCAGCUGCUGAUGUCGCAGCCUGGCCGCUCAGCACCCGUCUGUGAGGAGACGCUGCGCAAAUGGCGACUGGCCGGUGACCCUCGGGAGUUUCAACUACUCGAUAUCAAGAAGGCCUAUCUCCAGGUGCACGUUGCACCCGAGCUGCAACGUUUUCAGAUGGUGGUCUGGCAGGGCCAAGCGUUUGUGAUGACGCGGAUGGGCUUCGGCCUCAACGUAGCGCCCAAGUUCAUGGAUAUCAUCGUCCGGUGGGUCACUAGAGAGUUUCCUGCUGUCGACAACUACGUCGACGACCUGAUGACUCCCGCUGCCGAGGCUGACGCAGUGGCCGCCCACAUGGCUGAGUACAGUUUGCCAACGAAGCCUGCAGAGGCGUUUGCUGAGUCCCGUGUGUUGGGCCUUCAGUUGACGAAAGGCGACGAUGGCCAAGUGCAGUGGUCGCGCCGUACCGACAUUCGCCUGAAGCUCGAGCAGCCGGCGACCAAGCGCGAUAUCUUCAGCUGGUGUGGUCGCCUGACGGGGCACGUGCCUGUCUGUGGUUGGCUGAGACCCGCAUGCAGCUACUUGAAGCGCAUGGCCAACGCUAGCGCUGCAUGGGAUGAACAGGUCCCAGCCUCACUCUUGAAGCUGUGUGGUGAAGUGGACGCGCGGCUAGCUGGUGAUGGUGAUCCUGCACAGGGCCAAUGGCGUGCCAACUCUCCCGAGCCUCGUCGCUGCGUAGUUUGGGCUGACGCGUCCAACAUCGGUCUUGGCGUCGUCCUGGAGAUCGAUGGCGCUGUCAUGGAGGAUCGUUCUUGGCUGAGACCCCACGGUGACGCGCGUCACAUCAAUAUCAUGGAGCUGGAGGCCGCUAUCCGAGGUCUUUCGCUGGCCGUGAGCUGGGAGAUGAAACAUGUGCGGUUGAUGACCGACUCCAAGACGGUUGCGAGUUGGCUCAGAGACGUCACUGGCGACGUGCGCCGGACGAGGGCGAAAGGACUGCACGGUGUACUAGUCCAGCGUCGACUCCAGAUUCUCGCCGACCUGAUUGCCACGGCAGGGCUCGUUGUCACGAUCGAGUGGGUGCCGACUGACCAAAAUCGUGCAGACGUGCUGACUCGAGUUCCUCCUACGUGGGUGAAGUUCUGCAAGGCGCUACUGGGCGACAGCGAAAGUGAUGUCGCAGGUGCAGCUGUAGUCCUGCCCGGACCAAUCCCUCUCGCGAAGAUUGUGGCGAAGCAAGGUACUGACGACCAGAUACUGGCAGCAGUGGCGCAGUUGGAGUCCGGUGCAACGGUUACUGCACCCUAUGCAGCAGCGGCGUCCCAACUGGAGAUUGAUGAUGGUGUCCUUGUCAGAAGCAUCAAGCUACCUGUCGAGGGCCUCGUUCGUGUUCCUGUCGUGCCGCAAUCGCUCGUUGCCGAUGUUGUCUCGAAUGCACACCAGAUCUCGGGACAUGCGAGCUGGGAGGUCAUGUAUCGCAUGAUCCGAAGCCGUUGCUUCUUCCCUGGCAUUGCUUCGGCUUGUCACCAACAUGUUGAUAGCUGCACGCAAUGCAAGUCUGCUAGUGGACGGAAGGGUGCCAGAGCUGCGCCGACCCGCGCCGACAUACCUGGGUCCCCAUGGAGCGAAGUCACGAUUGACACGCUGGAACUCGGCGGUGAUGGAAGCGGCAAAUACGGCUGUGUCCUCGUCUGUGUGGACAAUUUCACCAAGUGGGUGGAGGUGUGCCCGCUCCGCCGACAUGACGCUGUUAGUGUUGCUGCAGCCUUCUCGGCCAUGUGUUUUCGAUGGGGUGCUCCCGAGGUCGUGCGGCUGGACAACGGCGUGGAGUUCCGCAACGCCAUAGUGGAGUCUUUGUUUCGCCUGAUGGGUGUGCGUGUGCGAACCGGAGCAGUCCGUCACCCCCAGUCCCAAGGGACAGCAGAGAGGUUCAAUCGAACGCUCCUCACCCUCAUCCGCAAGACCCUCGAAGAGUCACCGAAUUGGCGUGCUGACCUCGAUGUGCUGCUGUUUUAUUACCGCAAUCGUCCGCACGGCUCGACCCAUUUGUCACCCAUGGUGGCAAUGAGCGGAUGGCAGCCUCGCCAUAUCAUCAUUGACGACGUGAAGGAAGCGUGCGAUAUGACCCAGUGGGCGUCAGAGUUGUCGUCGCGCGUAGCUCGUGUGCGGGAUAUCAUUGAGACGGAGCUCUCAGCCCGGGAUUUCAUUGACUCACCGAACGAGCCCUGCGCAUACUCUGUGGGUGAUCCUGUCCUGUUACUGCGGCCUGGACGAAGGCAGAAGCGGCUGUCCCCGUAUGAGCCUGGAUGGAGUGUUGCGGCUAUCGUCUCGCCAUCGACUGUGGUCAUAGCCAGACAAGAUGAGCGCCAGCACCCAAAGACCGUGAACGUCGAUCUGCUGAAGCCUGAUUCACCCGACAACCCUGUGAUGCGCACGACGGCCGCUGAGAGUCAGGCAGAUGACGGCGCGGCAGCCGAUGCUAACGAAGAACCAGACCUGCUCGGCAUGGAAUUAAUGCCAGCCCAAGCAGACGCUCCGGAUGGUAAUCGCUACAGCUUGCGAGAUCGAAACGCAAUCCAGCCCCCGGUCCGUUACAGCUAA